ACUGAAUCAAUGAUUGUCGGCUGAAGCCCGGAAGCUCAGAUAGAUAUUUGUGCCCGUAAGCCGCACUGCAAAUGUAAUUGACAAGCAAAAAUGGCGGAACCGAAACGGAAGUCGAAGGGAGAGUUUGUUGAUUUCAUAGUGCUGCUGCUUUCGCUUGUAUUGCAAGUUUGUUUCAACUCAAACUCGAAGCUUCAAGUAUGGGCCGGUUCUGAACUCGAGUUUCUUCCGGGUUUUGAUGGAAAACUGCCUUUUCAUCUGGAAACAGGGUACAUAGGUGUGGACGAAUCAGAGGAUGUGCAGCUCUUCUACUACUUCAUUAAGUCCCAAUCAAAUCCAGAAAUGGACCCUCUGGUCCUUUGGCUUACCGGAGGCCCUGGUUGCAGUUCAAUUUCCGGUCUCGUCUAUGAAAUAGGACCAUUUACUUUUGAGGCAGUGGAGUACAGUGGCAGUUUACCCAGAUUGGUCUUGAAACCUUAUUCCUGGACAGAGGUGGCAAGCAUAAUUUUUUUGGACUGGCCAGUAGGUACUGGAUUUUCCUACGCAAGAAAUCCAGAGGCUCUUGAAUCUACUACUUUGCAAGCAAGCAAUCAAGCUUACCAGUUUCUUAGGAAGUUUCUGAUUGAUCACCCGGAGCACUUGUCAAAUUCUUUCUACAUUGGUGGAGACUCGUAUUCAGGUCUUCCUGUUCCAGUCAUAGCACAAUUAAUAUCAGAUGGGAAUGAAAAUGGAAAUCAGCCACUGAUUGAUCUUAAGGGAUACUUACUUGGCAAUCCAGGAGCAACUCCAUUGGAUCACAACUAUCGAGUGCAAUUUGCUCAUGGAAUGGGGCUUAUCCCUGAUGACCUCCAUGAGUCCUUGAUCAGGAAUUGUAAAGGAAUGUACAUAACUAUAGAUCCUGAAAACUUUCUGUGUAUGAAGGAUAUGCAGAACUUUAAUCAGUUAGUUGAGAGCAUCAAAUUUUCGAACAUUUUGGAAAAUUAUUGUGGUUUACGAGCGCCAAAGCCUCAAAAAACCUAUGCUCAGAGAAGAGAUCUGGAUGAAACAUCCCAAGAACUUAGUGGACAUGACCUACUCCUUGCAUUCAAAUGUCGUGAACAAGCAUUUGUGCUGGCUGAAAUUUGGGCUAAUGACCAAAGUGUCCGGGAAGCCCUCGACAUCCCGAAGAAGCAUGUUGGAUAUUGGCAUCGAUGCAACGACAACUUGCUUUAUACAAAGACAAUCCACAGCAGCGUACCUUAUCAUGCAAAUCUCAGCACCUUAGGCUACAGGUCACUCGUUUACAGUGGUGACCAUGACAUGGUUUUGCCGCAUUUUGGAACUCAAGACUGGAUAAGAUCUCUAAACUACAGCAUUGUAGAUGAAUGGCGACCUUGGUUUGUUGAAGGUCAAGUUGCUGGAUAUACGAGAACUUAUGCCAACCGGAUGACAUUCGCGACAGUCAAGGGAGCUGGGCACACGGCACCAGAGUACAAGCCAGUUCAGUGCAGAGCCAUGUUCCAAAGGUGGAUAUCCUACGAACCUUUAUGAUUGACCCCAGUGGAGGAAAGGAAACUAAACUAUAAUAAAAUCUCCUGUCGUCCGACUCCAACUCUGCGAUGAUGGUCAGACCGACGGCUAUGGUGGUCGUCCUCUUCUGAAUUGAAUGAAUUUUAUUUUGUUUUGUUAAAAAUAAUAAGAGAAGCUGACGAGCAGUCCGCCGCCUUUUCUCACUUUUAUUUGGGUUGAUAAUUUAAUAACGGGUCGGGGCGUUCUUGAUUUUCA
Coffea arabica (coffee) is the source of this 1761-nucleotide messenger RNA. The record is from RefSeq and is a predicted model, not a curated record. Lineage: Eukaryota; Viridiplantae; Streptophyta; Magnoliopsida; Gentianales; Rubiaceae.